AUGCAAGAUGAUUUUUGGUUGCUUUCUGUAGCUUUCUAUCUUGGAGCUCAUCUUGACUGUAAUGAAAGGAAGCAUCUAUUUAGCUUGAUCAAUGAUUUGCCCAUCUUUUUUGAAGUUAUGACAGAGAGGAAGCCUAUGAAAGACAAGCCCAGCAUGGACAGCAGAAACAAAUCUCAGGUUUGCACAAAGAGAUCAAUUGAUGGACAAGUUAAGAACAACCCUAAGCUUGUUAAGGAGAUUGAUGAGGAAGAAGAUGAUGAGCAUAACAAAACCCUUUGUGGAAGUUGUGGUGGAGAUUAUAGUGGAUAG
Molecule: messenger RNA, 309 nt
Organism: Carya illinoinensis
Lineage: Eukaryota; Viridiplantae; Streptophyta; Magnoliopsida; Fagales; Juglandaceae
Product: PHD finger protein ALFIN-LIKE 1-like
Exons: 1
Coding region: 1-309 (102 amino acids)
Biological process (GO): regulation of DNA-templated transcription
Cellular component (GO): nucleus
Molecular function (GO): histone binding; transcription cis-regulatory region binding; transcription coregulator activity
Source: RefSeq, a predicted model, not a curated record